AGUCCUUCCUCCAUAACAAGUAAAAACGUCAGUCAGAGUGAGAGUGUCUCUGUAUAUGUGUAUGUGUGUGAGUGUGUGUGAAGGGAGCCACAAUCUGCUCCCACUCUCCAGUGCUUGUCUGAACUCAUGAGGCAGUACAGACCCCUUCGCGCCGAGAAACUCCAACCUCACUGGCAACCAUCACAGCAGCAACAGCAGCAGGCUGCCUGCUGUUUCCUAGGAAGAUCAUGAAACGAGGUCGACUUCCCAGCAGCAGUGAGGAUUCUGACGAUAAUGGCAGCUUGUCAACCUGGUCCCAGCAUUCUAGGCAUCGGCAGAGUUCAUGCUCCAGGCAUGAAGAUCGGAAACCAUCAGAGCUGGCAACCAGCAACCUUUCUUCUGGCCAGGAGAUCAGGGAGCUCAGCUGCUGCCACAGUCCCUGCCAGCAUCAAGUGUUCAGAACAGACCUGAUCACUGCCAUGAAGCUGCCUGACUCUUACCAGUUGAAUGCUGAUGAAUACUAUGUGUUGGCAGAUCCCUGGAGACAGGAAUGGGAGAAGGGAGUUCAGGUGCCAGUCAGUCCAGAGACCAUCCCAGAGCCAGUAGCCAGGGUUGUGUCUGAAUCAAAAGCAGUUACGUUUACAAGACCUCGGAAAUACAUCCUUUCCUCAGGAUCUGAGCCCCCCGAACUUGGUUAUGUUGACAUUCGAACGUUGGCAGAGAGUGUAUGUCGCUAUGACCUUAAUUACAUGGAUGUAGCUUGGUUGGAAUUGGCCAAUGAAGAAUUUAAAGACAUGGGAAUGCCUGAACUGGAUGAAUACACCAUGGAGAGAAUUAUGGAAGAAUUUGAACAGCGAUGCUAUGACAACAUGAAUCAUGCUAUUGAGACUGAGGAAGGACUUGGAAUCGAGUAUGAUGAAGAUGUAGUCUGUGAUGUUUGCCAAUCUCCAGAUGGGGAAGAUGGCAAUGAGAUGGUGUUCUGUGACAAAUGCAAUAUUUGUGUUCACCAGGCAUGCUAUGGAAUCCUUAAGGUUCCAGAGGGCAGUUGGUUAUGCCGAACUUGUGCCCUUGGUGUUCAACCAAAGUGUUUGUUGUGUCCCAAGAAAGGUGGAGCCAUGAAGCCAACUCGAAGUGGGACUAAGUGGGUCCACGUUAGUUGUGCCCUUUGGAUUCCUGAGGUGAGCAUUGGCAGCCCAGAAAAGAUGGAGCCUAUCACAAAGGUCUCCCAUAUUCCUAGCAGCAGAUGGGCUCUGGUAUGCAGUCUUUGCAAUGAGAAGGUUGGAGCAUCCAUACAGUGUUCUGUGAAAAACUGCCGCACAGCUUUCCACGUCACUUGUGCAUUUGACCGUGGCUUAGAAAUGAAAACCAUUCUGGCUGACAAUGAUGAAGUUAAGUUCAAGUCAUACUGCCCAAAACAUAGUUCCACCAAGAAGCCAGAUGAGGAAAACCUAAGUGAAUUCAUCAGCCAGGAGAAUGAGAAUGGAGCACAGGACAAUUCUCCUCCUGCUCAUCUUGAGCCAUUUGACAACAUGGAUCAAAACCAGGAGGAAGCCCACAGGGUGAGUGUUCGCAAGCAGAAGCUUCAACAACUGGAGGAUGAGUUCUAUGCCUUUGUCAAUGCUUCAGAAGUGGCCAAGGCUCUGCAGCUUCCAGAAGACUCUGUAGAAUUCCUGUAUCAGUACUGGAAGCUGAAGAGGAAAUCUAACUUCAACAAACCUUUGAUCACCCCAAAGAAAGAUGAGGAGGACAAUCUGGCCAAACGGGAACAGGAUGUUCUGUUCAGGAGACUACAGCUUUUCACCCAUCUUCGGCAGGAUUUAGAAAGGGUACGGAAUCUUACAUAUAUGGUGACACGGCGGGAAAAAAUUAAAAGAUCUGUUUGCAAAGUCCAGGAACAGAUUUUCAAUCUCUACACAAAUCUUGUGGAACGUGAAAGAGUUUCCGGUAUGCCCUCCUCCUUUUCUAGUAUGGAAAAUAUGGUGCUCUUCAAUAGUUCACCGUCAGGACCAGAUGCACCUAAGAUAGAGGAUCUGAAGUGGCAUUCAGCUUUCUUUAGGAAACAAAUGGGCAUGUCUUUUAGUCAUUCAUUGAAAAAGACACAGAAGAGAGAACGAAUGAGGCAUGAUGACAAACCUCUGCUGAAGCAGCCCAGCCAAAGGGAAGACCUUGCAACUCCAGCUAGCUUUUUCAGUUUUGAAAAGACCUUAGCAGAAGCACAAAUUGGAUCAGCACAACAGAAGAAUGGGGUUGUUACAGCAGACCACAGGAAGAGAAGAGACAAUCAUUCCCACUGUGAUGUGAUGAAGGUAGGACUGAAGGAGAAACCUUCCAAACACAUCCCCAAACCACUGAGAUCUAAUGAACUGUCUCAGAGACAACUGGAAAAUAAAAAGGCUGUGAACCACCCAAGUGGGAGGUCAGCGCCUGGAACCAGGAGAGAAAUGGUGCCUAAAUACAAUGGAUCCUUUUGCAAAAUAAACUAUCACCCGACUCCAGUAAAAGUGCCUACGACACCAAGAAGCCCUGUGAAAAAUUGGGGAGGAUUCCGAAUUCCAAAGAAAGGAGAGAGGCAACCGCAGGGGGAGGGGCAGGAGGAGACAUGCCGACAAAACUCUAACUACCAUUACUCGGGCUUGGGUCGCGUUUCACCGAAGGACAGGGCAAAAACAAACCUAAAGGUGGACAGUGAGAAUGACGGGUAUGCCCCUGAUGCUGAAAUGAGUGAUUCAGAAACUGAAGUGGCUGAGAACAAAUGCCGGCAGCAAAGGCUUGGUUCAAACAGCACUAUUGCUAGGAGGACAGACAUUAUUAGGCGAAGCAUCCUUGCCUCCUGACUGGAGAGUGAAACACAGUAGUAGCACUGGAGGGCGGUGAUGUUUCCAGCCUGAAAAAAAAAUCCACUCUGCAUUAUUUAUUGCUGUGACAAAGAGGAGGGUUCUUUCAGAUAUGGCUACAGAAUCAAACUGCAAACUAAUGUCCUCCCCCCCCCCCCACAGCAGAAACAUAUUUACAUGUACUUGACACUAAAGGGUUUGCCCUCUGCCUGUCCCAAUUUUUGUGAGGUUUGAACCUCCUUUAUUUGCAGCUGUCCUGCAGAAAUCAUUGGGGGAAUGACCUUGCUACUCUUACUAGAUCAAUAGGUUGAACACUUAAAAAAACUGAAUGCUUAAUAGCAAGGGGGUAGAUUUUGGGUGGGAGGGGAUAGUUGAGAUGGAUAGCACUGAGGUUUUUCCUCUUAUGUCCCUGAAAAGCACAAGCUGUUAGUAAAUAAAAUGUAUGAUGAAUUAAAUAAGGUGGUUAUUACCAUCGUGCACUGCUUAACCCACUCUAAAUUGUCACUUUUGUCAAGUUGCGCUAGGACUGAAUCCUAGUAGGCUGCAGUUUUUGUUAUCAUUGCUUUAGAAUUCAAGGGAUGUAGGCGGCUGAAAAUCUUUGUAACUGGCAGAAGGUUUUUCAUAUGUAGCCCAUCAAACAGGUAAGAAAAGGUUUAUCAUGACUACUAAAGAAAACUGAAAGGAUAGAUUAAAGCUGCCCUACAGUAAAAAAAAUAGUAGCAGGUAGUGCUAUGCAGAAGGGACCCAGACUGAAAGUGGAUGAAAAUAACUCAGCUCCCCUAACUGGGUGAGCAAAAACGUCUUAAAAAUACAUUAUUUUAUUCUGAGAAGGUUUUUAAUCUGCUGUCCCCUCCUGCCUGCCCCAGCACCUUCCCAGCUUGGAAUAUGACAGCAGUUCAAAUGGGAAAGGCUGUGGGUAUGUUUGUACUACAAAUAUAAAUAGGCUUCGCUGUUGUGGUUCUGUUCCCUUCUCCACUCAAGAAUCAUGGGAAUUGUAGUUCUAAAAUAGGUGACAAGGGUUUUUGGCAAUGCAUUAAUUAUCAGCUCCUCCCAAACUACAACUCUCAUGCUUCCUUGGGAAAAUCCAUGACAGGUUAACGGGUUGAAAUUUUGUCAUGAAGUUAUGCCCAAAUUUCUAAAAGGCACUGGUCAGUAGCCUUUCCCAAUGUGCACUAAUGGUAUGUGUUGGAUAUGCAAGUUUCUGACACACAAGGGUUACUUUAAAUAAAA
Messenger RNA from Heteronotia binoei (common prickly gecko), 4043 nucleotides. RefSeq names its product jade family PHD finger 1 (gene JADE1). Gene Ontology annotation, cellular component: histone acetyltransferase complex. The transcript is spliced from 12 exons. NCBI's taxonomy places the organism in Eukaryota, Metazoa, Chordata, Lepidosauria, Squamata, Gekkonidae. Gene Ontology annotation, biological process: regulation of transcription by RNA polymerase II. Bases 228 to 2813 code for a protein of 861 amino acids. The record is from RefSeq and is a predicted model, not a curated record.